This is a messenger RNA of Zychaea mexicana, 986 nucleotides long. RefSeq lists its product as uncharacterized. The transcript has a single exon. The coding region runs from base 61 to 615 and encodes 184 amino acids. The record is from RefSeq and is a predicted model, not a curated record. NCBI's taxonomy places the organism in Eukaryota, Fungi, Mucoromycota, Mucoromycetes, Mucorales, Lichtheimiaceae.
CCUGCCUUCCGUAGUUAAAAGAAAAAAAAAGAAAGAGAUAAAAUAAAUAAGGAGCAUAAUAUGGACCAUACCUUUUCUUCUUCACUUCCUUCUGGUUCGUCACUAGUACCAGAACUAAUGUAUAUGCAGAAACCUGACGAACAACCUCUACAAAGCGUUUGCACAACGAAUACAACGACGCCUCACCUUUAUAGUGCAUCCUGCGGAUACUGUCACUACGCAUAUCCCUUCGAUGACGAUCUAAUUCGUCCAACGAUCGCUAAUGACAACGAUGACACUCCAUUUCAGUACAACUACUUGCUCAGUCUCUUCACUGCACCGGACAUGGCCAAGCAUCUUGCCCAAACAAAUGUGAGCGAAGACGUCUAUGCAUUACCUAUCCACCUGCAACGACUUAUCAGCGAAGCAAAAGAGGAAGUCGUGCUGGAACGUAUCAAGGCAACGCAAAAUGAGAAGCAGAAUGACAACCCACAGCAACCGUUGGCACUAACACGAUUAGAACGGGUUCGCAACUAUGUGUGGAUGCAGUCGGGUGGCGAUGUUGCUAAUCUCAUGAUGACUCUUACAGAACUUAUGAGCGACGAAGACGAACUGGAGAACGUUUUGGGUAUUUGAAAAUACCCUCCAUUAUUCGACGCCUUCUUAUCAUCAUUUCUUUAUCAAUUUUUUUACCCUUCCUUACCCCUUUGCUUUCCAUUUCCCCCGAUCUCUUCUUUUCCAUAAAGAAGAAGAAGAACAACAACCACAUCCAUACUUUGAAUCUUACAUACCAAAACUUGCAAAAACACAGACAACUCAUCCCAUUUUCUUUAGCAUCCACAAACUCUCACACCCACUCACGCUCACAGCACACAAUUCCAACGUUAACUUUUCUCUCGCAUUUAUUGUAUAUCUUUUGAAUUUGCUUUCGUGUACACAAGACACCCAAGUCAUUUUUAAUAUCCCCCCCUUCAAUGAAACAUUUAUCAAUGAUAAUAAACAAUCAG